Molecule: messenger RNA, 936 nt
Organism: Octodon degus (degu)
Lineage: Eukaryota; Metazoa; Chordata; Mammalia; Rodentia; Octodontidae
Product: putative olfactory receptor 3A4
Exons: 1
Coding region: 1-936 (311 amino acids)
Biological process (GO): G protein-coupled receptor signaling pathway
Cellular component (GO): membrane
Molecular function (GO): G protein-coupled receptor activity; olfactory receptor activity
Source: RefSeq, a predicted model, not a curated record
AUGCAAUUGGGAGCCUCAGGAAAUGUUUCGCUUGUGACUACAUUUGUUCUACUGAGCCUAACAGAUUCUCCAGCCCUACAACCUAUCCUCUUUGUUAUUUUUCUUCUAGCUUAUGUAGCUACUAUUGGUGGCAACUUCAGCAUCCUUGCUGCCAUUCUUCUUGAACCCAAACUCCACACCCCCAUGUACUUCUUCCUGGGGAACUUGUCCCUGCUGGAUGUUGGGUGCAUCACUGUCACAGUCCCUGCCAUGUUGCAGCAAUUCCUAUUCAAUGAUAGAAGCAUCUCCUAUAGAUCUUGCCUCUCACAGCUCUUCUUCUUUCACUUCUUGGCUGGAGCAGAUUGCUUCCUGUUGACUGUCAUGGCCUAUGACCGCUACCUGGCCAUCUGCCACCCCCUCACCUACAGCACACAUAUGAGCUGGGGAAUUCAGAAAUCCCUGGUGGGCAUGUCAUGUACCUGUGCCCUCACAAAUGCACUGGCCCAUACUAUUGCUUUGUCCACCCUGAAAUUCUGUGGCCCCAAUGUGAUCAAUCACUUCUACUGUGACCUUCCUCAGCUCUUCCAGCUCUCCUGCUCCAGCACCCAACUUAAUGAGCAGUUGCUCUUUAUAGCCGCAGCAUUUAUGGCUGUGACACCGUUAGUACUUAUCACAGUGUCCUAUGCCCAUGUGGUAGCUGCAGUCCUGAGGAUCCGCUCCGCUGAAGGCAGGAAGAAGGCCUUUUCCACAUGUGGCUCCCACCUUACUGUGGUGAGCAUCUUCUAUGGGACUGGCGUCUUCAACUACAUGAGGCUGGGUUCCGUGGAGGCUUCAGAUAAGGACAAAGGCAUUGGCAUCUUCAACACUGUCAUCAGCCCCAUGCUGAACCCACUCAUCUACAGCCUGAGGAACCCUGAUGUGAAGGGUGCCCUGCGGAGGAUGUUUACAGAGAGGUAG